AUUUGUAUUGUUCUAUUCCAAAUGGUUACUAGCGUAUACACCACCUUUUUUUGUGUGUUUCUUAUUCUCCAUCACAACAGAAUGGACUGUGACUAUUUUCACAGCAGUAAAGGAAGCAGACGCUAUGAAGAUGAUGAGAACCAGUCUGUUUACGUUGGUGUUCCAGUGUCCAGAGGUUACAGAAAGAAACGGCGCCAACGCAGACACACAUCACGGCAUGACCAUGGGAGUCAUGAAAGACAUCAUCACGAGUGCCACGAACAAGUGGAACAGUAUGAUCCAUACAAUGAUGAGUAUGGCUCAAAUGAACAGCUCUCCGAUGCCAACUCUUACAUGUCACCAGCUGCAGAGAGACUGCGCUGCAUCCUUGGAGAGGAUGAUGAGUCCACACCAACACUUUUCACAGAGAUGGACACACUGCACCAUGAAGGUGGAGAACUAGAGUGGAAAGAAUCAGCAAGGUGGGUGAAAUUUGAAGAGAAAGUGGAGGAGGGGGGAGAACGAUGGAGCAAGCCCCAUGUUUCCACACUGUCACUGCACAGUCUCUUUGAGCUGCGAACAUGUUUACAGACUGGUAGCGUCCUUUUAGACCUGGAGGGCUACUCUCUGCCUCAAAUAGUCGAUGACAUAGUGGACAGGCAUGUACAGGAUGGCCUGAUAGACUCUGAGCUCAAAGAGAAGAUCAGUUUCAUUUUGCUGAGAAAGCAUCGACACCAGACCAAGAAGCCCAUCCAUCGCUCACUGGCUGACAUUGGAAAGCCCAGUCCUUCAAGUAAAGAUCAUGUUCAGAGUCGUAGUAUGAAUGAUAUCUCAGUUACACCAAGUUCUGACCAGCUCAAGAACAAGUUUAUGAAGAAAAUUCCUAGAGAUGCUGAAGCAUCCAAUGUUUUGAUUGGAGAGGUGGACUUUCUGGACAAGCCUUUUGUGGCCUUUGUCCGUCUUGCUCAAGCCACAACAUUAGGUGGACUGACUGAAGUCCCUGUACCAACCAGAUUCCUCUUCAUUUUGCUUGGCCCUCAUGGCAAAGUCAAAUCCUACAAUGAAAUUGGCCGUGCCAUUGCCACACUCAUGGUUGAUGAUCUCUUUAGCAGCGUGGCCUAUAAGGCCAGACAUCGUGAUGACUUGAUUGCAGGACUUGAUGAGUUUUUGAAUGAGGUGACAGUUCUCCCACCAGGAGAGUGGGACCCAAAGAUUCGUAUUGAACCACCAAAAAAAGUUCCUUCAGCAGAGAUGAGAAAGUCAGUGUUUUCACUAAAUGAGCUGGGACAAGCAAAUGGAACUUCAGGUGGAGGAGGAAUAGCUGAUGAUGAUGAAGAGUUGCCUGCGCCUCAUGAGAUGGGAGAGGAACUGACCUUCACUGGGAGAUUUUGUGGAGGUCUUUGGCUUGACAUCAAACGGAAAGUACCAUGGCUGCUGAGUGACUUUUGUGAGGGCUUUCACAUCCAGUCUAUCUCAGCUGUGCUCUUCAUAUACUUGGGAUGCAUCACUAAUGCCAUCACAUUUGGAGGCCUUUUAGGAGACGCCACUGACAACUACCAAGGUGUGAUGGAGAGCUUUCUUGGCACAGCUCUAGCAGGAACAGUUUUCUGUUUUUUUGGUGGCCAACCCCUCAUUAUCCUGAGUUCAACUGGACCUAUACUGGUCUUUGAGAAGCUGCUGUAUGAAUUUUGCAAAACUAAUGACAUUGACUACAUGGAUUUGCGAUUGUGGAUUGGACUGCACUCCUGCCUUCAGUGUCUUAUCCUGGUGGCCUCCGAUGCUAGCUACAUCAUCAAGUACAUAACACGUUUCACUGAAGAGGGCUUCUCCAGCCUCAUCUCCUUUAUCUUUGUCUCUGAUGCUAUAAAGAAGAUGGUGGGGACCUUUCAGUACUACCCUAUUAACACAAACUUCAAGCCUGACUACAUCACUAGUUACAAGUGUGACUGUAUGCCUCCAGAUCAAGGUGAUUCAAUGGAUUUCAAUUCGUCUGCUCUACUUGGACCAGACAACUUUACCGAUUACUCUUUGUACAACUUCACAGUUCUUGACUGGAGUCAGCUGACCAAAAACGAGUGUCUAAAGUAUGGUGGAUCUCUGGUAGGCAAAUCCUGCAAGUAUGUUCCUGACCUGGCCCUCAUGUCCUUCGUCCUGUUUUUCGGCACCUAUUCCAUGACCAUUUCACUCAAGAAGUUUAAGUUCAGCCGCUACUUCCCCACCAAGUGGCGUACCUUGAUUGCAGAUUUUGCCAUUAUUAUAUCCAUUCUGGUCUUCUGUGCCCUGGAUUACCUGAUGUCCCUCGAGACCCCCAAACUGCAUGUGCCUACUGAGAUCAAGCUUCGGAAACUCUUCAGUGAUUUUGCCAUCUUCACAUCAAUCAUGACUUUUGUUGGCCUUGAUAUUUUAAUGGGGCUUGAAACACCUAAACUUAUUGUGCCCACAGAGUUUAAGCCCACUCGGUCAGACCGUGCUUGGAUGGUCAUUCCUUCUGGGAAGAACCCCUGGUGGAUGUAUUUGGCUAGUUUUGUACCUGCUCUUCUUGUUACAAUCCUUAUUUUCAUGGAUCAGCAAAUAACUGCUGUUAUUGUCAAUCGCAAGGAGAACAAACUUAGGAAAGGAUGUGGCUACCAUUUAGACAUGUUUUGGGUCGGAAUCCUCAUGGCCGUCUGCUCUUUCCUGUGCUUACCAUGGUAUGUAGCAGCUACAGUCAUCUCCAUUGCUCACAUAGAUUCCCUUAAGAUGGAGAGCGAGUGCAGUGCUCCAGGUGAGCAGCCACAGUUCCUGGGAGUGAGAGAACAAAGGCUUACAGGAAUCCUGGUUUUUGUGCUCACUGGAGUGUCUAUUUUCUUGGCUCCCAUACUGCAGUAUAUUCCCAUGCCAGUACUUUAUGGAGUGUUCCUGUACAUGGGUGUAGCCUCUCUCAGUGGCAUUCAGUUUUGGGAGAGGAUCAAGCUGAUCCUGAUGCCCGCCAAGCACCAGCCGGACUUUGUUUUCCUCCGCCAUGUACCUUUGCGCCGGGUGCAUCUUUUCACCUUAGUUCAGAUUACUUGUCUGGCUGUGCUCUGGAUCCUCAAGUCUACUGUUGCAGCUAUUAUUUUUCCUGUCAUGAUCCUGGGACUGAUGGUAGUGAGAAAGAUGCUUGACCUUGUCUUCUCCCAGCAUGACCUGGCCUGGCUGGAUGACAUCCUCCCUGAGAAGGACAAGAAAAAAAAGGAUGAUGAGAAAAAGAAGAAAGAGAGAAAGAAAGCAAAGUGCAGAGAUCAUGACAGUGAUGAAGAGUGUUGCUAAAGAGGCACUAACUUUUACUGCAGUCUGUAUGUGUCAUUUAUCUAAUUUACAGUUCCUAUGUACCAGCCCCAGCAUGGCAUUCGAUUUAUUUGGUGUGUCCUGCAUGUGUUUUCUGCUGAAUUGUGGGUAUUUAAAUUAGCACAUUUAGCUGCAUGGCAGUAGCUUGAGGUUUCUGUGUCUCUCCCAGUUGAAAUGUCCAAGUGAUAUCCUUCCCUCAGUGAAGAUACCAAAGGAGUGUCCAUCAUCCUCCCCUGAUCCUCCUCACACACCCUCCUGACACACACC
This is a messenger RNA of Tachysurus vachellii, 3552 nucleotides long. It is a transcript of the gene slc4a5b, whose product is annotated as solute carrier family 4 member 5b. Gene Ontology annotation, biological process: transmembrane transport; monoatomic anion transport; bicarbonate transport. Gene Ontology annotation, cellular component: plasma membrane. The coding region runs from base 22 to 3267 and encodes 1081 amino acids. NCBI's taxonomy places the organism in Eukaryota, Metazoa, Chordata, Actinopteri, Siluriformes, Bagridae. The record is from RefSeq and is a predicted model, not a curated record. The transcript is spliced from 24 exons. Gene Ontology annotation, molecular function: sodium:bicarbonate symporter activity; monoatomic anion transmembrane transporter activity; solute:inorganic anion antiporter activity.